CUCUACAUAUGAAGAAAAACGCAAUUUAUUAGUGUGUAACGUCACUUGUUGAUUAGGUUAAUUUUUAUCUUUUAAAACAUGUAUAAAUAGCAAGCAAUAAACGCUUGCAUUCUCACACAGUUACUUCUAAUAGUUCUAAUAGUUCAACAGUGACUUGAAAAAAUGGCUAACGCUCCAUCCACUAUCAUAAUUAAAUCCUUAGAUAAAUCAAAUUUUCCACUAGAUAUGGGUUUAGUGGUAAUGAGAGAAAUGUUCACUUUUGGUGUGAAGGAUAUAUCAAUUAAAGGGGAUAAAAUAUUUAUAUGCCUGACGUAUACUCCACGGCAUCAGAAUCUAAAAAAGAAAUUUGGAGACUUGCCCAUUCAAUACAUUAGAACAAAAAUGUUUGACAAGGAAAAAGACUUAAAAUUGUUUGAAACGGCAUUAAAAAUAUUUAACUUUAAAAUCCGUUUGGACGAGGAGGAAGAGGAGGAAUUCCAACAACAACAACAACAAAUAGAGAGUGGUCCUAGCAGAAAAAAGGUAAAAGUUUCACAACCAGAAUCAUCGUUGUUGGAGUCUAGGAUUAGCCUGGAUUCUGAACAAGUUAGUUUGGGUGGUGUCCACAUGUUAUUACAUACAUAUGUAGAUGUUACACAGUUUUGUCUGCUCGAGUGCAUGUUUCAAGUUGUAAUGAUGUCUCGAGCACUAACAAAAAAUUUAUGA
Molecule: messenger RNA, 705 nt
Organism: Sitophilus oryzae (rice weevil)
Lineage: Eukaryota; Metazoa; Arthropoda; Insecta; Coleoptera; Curculionidae
Exons: 3
Coding region: 163-705 (180 amino acids)
Source: RefSeq, a predicted model, not a curated record